AUGGACUCCGAAGACAAGAAGAGACCAUUCAGUGAGGUUGAAGACGAUAUCUUCGCCAAAUCCAAAAAGCCGCUUCAAGAGCUUAGCGAGGACGGUCCUCUCACGCAACAAGAUGUUGUUUAUUUCAAGAAAGAGGCUAUAUGGCGCCAGAUGCGCUUCUAUAAGCUUCAAGCGGAACAGCUUCAACUAGACCUUUCUAAGUACGAGAGGCGAUACCAAACCUUUAUAGCUGUUCAUCAGUUACUAGAGACCUGGUACUCUCAGAUAUUGAAGUCCUGUGACGCUGGAGAGGCUGAGUCACUAGAUUUGACGGCAUCUACUUCUGAACUCAAAGAGAAGCUAGAUGCUAGAGCCAACAAGCUUGCGGGCAUCCUUAAGCCUGCUGUAGCUGAAUCUGGGGACCUUAGUGACGUUGUGAAACUAGAAGGUGAUCUUGCGGCAGCUCAGGAGUCAAAACACGAUCUCCAAGAGAAGCUCUCUGAACUUCAAAAUCAAAUAGCUGCGUUACAGAAAAUCAAAGAUAGGGAAGAUCUGGCGACUCUACAACGAAUCCAAAGCAACAGUCUUGCGAAACAACAAGAAGAGGAAAGCACAAACGGUCACAACAAAAAUGGUGCUUUGGAGAACGGUAAGGUCGAAGACAACAGCGACACGGUAACUAUCUCAUCUGCGGACAAGGAAGAGCUUGAGAAACUUCGAAUCGAAGCAGAGGAGCUCAAGGCUGCAUUGGGUGCUUCUAAGAAUGCUCUGGACAAGAUGUCGUCUAGAUUAUCUGGUGCAGAGGCUUCUGCGGAAGAGUUGCGAGCCCGUUUGAGUAACCUUACCGACGAGGAUCUCUCAAACUCCCCUAAGUUUGUUGAACUAGUCUCCCAAAACAACACGCUAAAGGAAUCGCUUUCGCAGGUUACUCAAUCCCAGCAAGAGCUUGUCAGUAAAGUGAAGAUUUUGGAAGAGAAAGAUGGUGCCUACUCAAAAGUAAUCAACCGCGAAUUGGAAGAAGAGAAUGGCCGUCUCAAGGAGACCCUUUCGAGAAGUGAAAAUGAUCUCGCUCGUAUCAGAGCUGUUAGAGAUGAGUUGUUGGCGAAGCAAACCAUACUCAAUUCUGAAAUGGAUAACAAGAAGACCAACGCUGAGCUAAAUGAAUUGAAUAGGGUGCUCAACGAGAGGUUAUCGAAGUUGGAACAGACAAGACAGGAAGAAUACAAGGGCGAGGAGGACUCAAAGUUGCAAAGUCUCGAAAAGGAUGAGCUUGUCAAGAGGUUGCAAAUAUUGAGCACAGAAGUCAAGGAGAUCGAAGUUGCCUUCCAACAAACAAGAAGUCUCACUCUAGAGAAGCAAAAGGAGCUGGUUGACAACGAAGGUAUUGUGAAGAAACUUACCAUCGAAAAGAACAAAGCAGACCAAAAGUAUUUCGCCAGUAUGAGAGUGAAAGAUUCUCUUUCCGCCGAGAACAAGGUCCUCAAAUCCCAGGUCGCAAAAUCCCAAGAGCUCGUUAAUAAGCUCACUGAGGUCGAGAAGACAUAUGUCAGCAAGAUCGAAAUCUUGAACAAGUCGAUCAACGACUAUAAGGUUAUCAAAGAGAUGGCUACUCAAGAGAACACACAAUUGCAUGGCAACCUUAAGAUGCUCGGGAAGACACGAGAAUCGAUCAAGAAAGAGCUCAGUGACGCAAGACAAGAUAUUGCCCAGCUUAAGAAGCAGAAUGGAGACUUGUCAAGUGAAGUCAACAGCAAAACGGUGGCAUUCAGCAAACUAGAUGCCAAGCUUCGGGCCACAGAGAGUCUUCUCCAAAAGUACAAGCAGAACAACACUUCGUCAAUUUUAGAGGAAGACGAGAAACAGCUAGAGGCUUUGAGGUCCAUCACCAAGUGUUCUGUUUGUCUGAAGAAUUGGAAGAAUACUGCAAUCACUGCCUGUGGCCACGUCUUUUGCGACGGUUGCGUUCAGGAGAGAUUAGCUGCUCGUCUUAGAAGGUGUCCAACCUGUAACAAGGGAUUUUCAUCGAAUGACUUGCUUUCUAUUCAUCUUUAG
Candidozyma duobushaemuli is the source of this 2031-nucleotide messenger RNA. It is a transcript of the gene BRE1, whose product is annotated as E3 ubiquitin-protein ligase. The record is from RefSeq and is a predicted model, not a curated record. Gene Ontology annotation, cellular component: HULC complex; nucleus. Gene Ontology annotation, molecular function: ubiquitin protein ligase activity. The transcript has a single exon. The coding region runs from base 1 to 2031 and encodes 676 amino acids. Lineage: Eukaryota; Fungi; Ascomycota; Pichiomycetes; Serinales; Metschnikowiaceae.